AUGCCUUCAGAAGAUUCAAAGCCGAUAAAAAAACACGACGACGACACCAUUCCCACUGUCAAAAAGGUCACAAACUCCAACGCUAAACCUCAUUCCAAGCUUCCAAAACUCAAAAAAGAACCCAAGGAAGAACCUGAACCCGUUCCUAAUUCCACUUCAGCUUCUCGCUCAAAGAAAACGCAAGUUAAGAAGGAACUUAAUGAUUCCGACGAAGACGACGAUAAACCUAUCGCUAGAAAGGUCUCAAACACCAAGGCGGUGAAGGAAGUAAAGAAGAAGAAGAAGAAGGUGAAGAAGGAGGAGAAAGUGGUUGUUACAGAGAAGAAAGUGAGGAAAGAGAAGAAGGUUUAUGAUUUACCUGGCCAGAAACGAGAUCCACCUGAAGAGAGAGAUCCUCUUAGGGUUUUCUAUGAGACUCUACAUGAGCAAAUUCCUAGUAGCGAAAUGUCACAAAUCUGGCUAAUGGAAUCGGGCUUGCUUCCUAAAGAGGUGGCAAAGAAAGUAUUUGAGAAGAAGCAAAAGAAAACUCGUCAACAGAAGGUCUCUUCUCCUGUUAAGUCUGUAUCUUCUGUGAAGAAAAAAAGCACCAAAUCUGUUACAACAACAACAAAAACAACCAAAUCGGUUACAGUUAAGAAUAAAAGCCCAACUAUCCCCAAUUCUUCCAGUAAAAAGGAGACAACGAACUCGGCAUCGAAGCCGAUCAAGAAGCGCAAAUCUGAGUGUAACAGCUCUGAGGACGAUGACUCCGAUUUUGACAUUGGUUCAGCUACAACAAAGAGGAGAAAAGUGGCUUGA
Lathyrus sativus (Indian pea) is the source of this 798-nucleotide messenger RNA. Lineage: Eukaryota; Viridiplantae; Streptophyta; Magnoliopsida; Fabales; Fabaceae. The record is from the annotation of a GenBank genome assembly.